Entrophospora sp. SA101 is the source of this 1491-nucleotide messenger RNA. The record is from the annotation of a GenBank genome assembly. NCBI's taxonomy places the organism in Eukaryota, Fungi, Glomeromycota, Glomeromycetes, Entrophosporales, Entrophosporaceae.
AUGUUAUGGAAAGGCAGUGGACGAAUGAGUGGUGUGCGUGGACGUUGUUGUAUUAAACACUUUAGUAAUAUAUCUGAUAGGAAUAUUCAUCCCAUCCCCUUUGUUGCAAGUGGGCCUGGCACAGGAAAGACUAGGUCUUUAGAAGAGCUUGGAGAUAUGCUUCAGAACCUGGCACUUAAAGAUGAUGACCCUAAAGUUCGUGAAAUGUUUGAGAACAUGAUAAGUAUCAUUAUUACAGUUGCAAGAUAUGCAAUUUGGAGAGUUUUAGAAAAGUGCAGACAAUUGGGUGUUUCAAAAGGGAUUCUAAGAUUAGACACAAUUUUGAAUGUCAUCAAUAUCAGCCAACAAAAAUCGCAAUAUCAUAUAAUGUUGAUAUUUUUACUUUGUGUAGAUGAAACCAAUAAGUUAAUUGAGAAUGACACUUCACCAACAAGUCAAACAUUCCGUGCAGUAGUGAAUGCAGUAGGACAUAUAAGUUGUGGCAAAAUUGUUAAAAAUAUAUUCUUUAUUCCAAUACUUGCAGGAACACUUGAAGUUCUACUCAGAGAAAUUAUUACAAAAUCAAUGCAUCCUGCUUUAUCACUUCCAUUACCUUUACUCAGUCAUGAUGAUACAGUUAGCAUUUCCUAUAAAGAUGUUGGUUUAAAUGAGGUUUAUGUCAAAACUACAAAUGUAUUGCAAUGCUGUAUUUCAGAUAUUGGUGGUCAUGCUAGGGCUCUGGAUAUUUUUUUAGAAAAGUGUGCAGAUACAGAAAAUGUUGAAUCAAUUAAUCUAUAUGAUAUAAUGCAAUUUGUUCAUGUUGAAUUGUUGAAAUUAUAUGAUUUUGUAAAGAUAUCAACAGAAAUGGCUCCAGAAGUAGCACAUGCAAUACUUGGGAUCCCCAUUACUCCCGAAACAAAUAUUGCUGAGAAUUCAAAAAUAACAUAUAUGGACUUGGCACUUAUGGGUUUGGUAGUAUUUAUUGAGAGCCAAAUGGGCACAGCUUUCGGAAAUAUUGAUUAUUCAAAAGUCUCUUUUUGUUUGGCAAGACUGGAAGGAUUUCAAUUUCCAUUUUGGGCUUUCAAACUUCAUCUUUAUACUGUUAUGGGAUAUACAGAUGUAUUAUUAUCAGAAUUCUUAAAGGAUAAAAAAGAUGACAAAAAGUCUCAAGGCCUCGCAUUCAUCACUACCACAAUUCCAUUUGAUAUUUUUUUGUUAUGCAUCUUUAUCAGAAAACGUUUGGAAUAUUUUAUCUUACAAUCACAAGUCAAAAAUGUUGCCAUCAUUUAUCAUGAUAAUUUUCAUCAAUUUUAUGGGCCUAUCUAUGCAAGUCGAGCACAAUUUGUUGCUGAUUGUUUGCCCUGGUUGGCAAUUGCAUCUAAUUCAUGGAGAGGUCCUACAAUUGCAAAUAAAAUCCUUGGAAGGCGAAAGGAAAGACCAUUUGAAAAUGAAGAUGAUUUGUUAAAACAUGUUAAAUUUCCCAAAACACAGUUAUCACAGAUUCAGUUUUGA